AUGAGUAACUACGUGGGUGACAUCAUAAUAUGCACCCUGAUACUGCUCUCUAUAAGCUUGGUCUACGGAUCGACCCAAGUGAUAAAAUCAUUAUUGGGAAGCGGAGAAGAAAUUCUCACUUCUUCUUCCUACUAUAAUUGGAUUGUUCGUCUUGCUUUAAAUUUAUUAGGAUAUGCGACAGUAUUAUUGCCGGGCUACUUCAUUCAUAAAUAUGUCCGCCAUAGCAAAUAUCUUCAAAGGGAGGGAAAAAGAUGCGUGCCUAGAUUGGUACACGCAUGUUUUUUGGGUUCUGGCGAAUCAGGACUUUUGGAUUCAACGCAUUAUGUACUACCACCUUCUUACAGUUCUACUCAGCAAAGUUUUAGUCAAGAAUUAUUAUUGCUUUUGUAUUGCUUUUUUGGCCUGCAAAUCAGCUAUCUCACCUGGGGUUAUUUACAGGAGAAAAUUAUGACCCAGGAGUACACGGACAAUGACGGCAACAAAAGUCACUUUCGUGACUCCCAAUUUUUAGUCUUCGUGAAUAGAAUUCUAGCAUUCCUGAUGUCAGGGUUUUAUUUGAUGGCUCAACGACAUCCUAGUCACACGACUCCUUUGUAUAAAUAUGCGUUUUGUUCUUUAUCAAAUGUACUCAGCAGUUGGUGUCAAUACGAAGCUCUCAAAUUCGUCAGCUUUCCAACUCAGGUUUUGGCGAAAGCUUCAAAAAUUAUUCCCGUUAUGAUUAUGGGAAAAUUUAUUUCACGGAAUUCCUACGAGUAUUAUGAGUAUGUUACAGCGGUUAUUAUUUCAAUUGGAAUGACAAUGUUUAUGUUAGGUAGCAGCACUAACUCUAAAAAUGAUGAAGUAACGACGUUUUCUGGAGUCUUACUUCUUGCUGGUUACAUGGUACUUGAUAGUUUUACGAGCAACUGGCAAAAUUCACUUUUCACCGAAUAUGGAAUGACCAGCGUCCAAAUGAUGUGUGCUGUUAAUAUGUUUUCCUGCCUUUUGACUGCAACCUCUCUCGUGCAACAGUCAACUUUCGCUUAUUCCUUAACUUUCAUGGCCAAGCAUCCGAGAUUCGUUAUGGAUUGCCUCUUAAUUUCCAUUUGUUCAGCUAGUGGACAACUCUACAUUUUCUAUACAAUUUCCAAAUUUGGUGCUGUCACGUUUGUGAUAAUUAUGACGAUAAGACAGAGUUUGGCGAUUUUGCUCUCCUGCGUGAUUUAUCAGCACCCAAUCUCGACGCUUGGCGUUUUAGGAAUAAUUUUAGUCUUCUUGUCUGUUUUCCUCCGCAUUUAUUGCAACAACAGACUGCGAUCAAUCAAAAAACGCAAGGCAGAAGUCAACAGUGUAAAAGAUUGAGUCAGUAGAUGAGACUAUUUAAAAUCUCGAAUUAAUUUAUCAUUUUGCUAUGCCACAUUUUUUCGUUUAAUCCUAAUUUAUUUGUACUUUUGGAUACUCAUUAGGCUCUCAAGAUACUCAAGAGAUGUAUAUUUUUAUAGAAAAAAAAUGGAGAUUAAACUCCCAAUUUUAAAUUUAUUAUGAUUACAAAUAUUUAAAUGCAUUUAUUAAUGCAUAAAGACAUUUAUGUUAUUUAAUUGAGC
This is a messenger RNA of Belonocnema kinseyi, 1583 nucleotides long. RefSeq names its product adenosine 3'-phospho 5'-phosphosulfate transporter 1. Bases 1 to 1341 code for a protein of 446 amino acids. The transcript is spliced from 8 exons. Gene Ontology annotation, biological process: transmembrane transport. Gene Ontology annotation, molecular function: 3'-phosphoadenosine 5'-phosphosulfate transmembrane transporter activity. Gene Ontology annotation, cellular component: Golgi membrane; endoplasmic reticulum membrane. Lineage: Eukaryota; Metazoa; Arthropoda; Insecta; Hymenoptera; Cynipidae. The record is from RefSeq and is a predicted model, not a curated record.